Molecule: messenger RNA, 1787 nt
Organism: Penaeus vannamei (Pacific white shrimp)
Lineage: Eukaryota; Metazoa; Arthropoda; Malacostraca; Decapoda; Penaeidae
Source: RefSeq, a predicted model, not a curated record
GUGUAUAACCAUCCGCUAUACCUCUCCCACAGCUUACUUGUUUGUAAGACCGAAAGUGAAACUGAUGCCAAUUGCUCGUAAACUCCUUGCAUUACUGAAGGACAUGAGCCUUGAUGACCAUCCUGUUUUUUUCCAUAUGUUCAGCAACAAUGGAUCUGUGUUAUAUUACUACAUAACUCAGGCAAUGGAAGAAGAUGAGGCACCAAAUUUGAUGGUUAAAGGAUGCAUUUUUGACAGUACCCCAUCACCUAGGAGAAUUUACUCAGGUGUGCGAGCGAUAUAUGAGGUGACGCCAGGGUCAGUAUGGAUGAAGCUCUGUGCAUCAGUAGGCAUGAUGCUGUUCUUGAUGGGCUGGAGAGUCCUUUCUGUGUUGUGGACAAUUAUCUCUGGAAAGCUUCCUAACACUCCACCUUGGGCUCUUGUGGAGGACAAAGCUCGAUGCCCACAGCUCUUUCUGUAUUCACGUGCUGACAAACUUAUCAAUUACAAUGAUGUUGAAUAUUUUGUUGCUGAACGUCAGAAGCUUGGAGUUCCUGUUGUUACAAAAUGCUGGGAUGAUUCUGCUCAUGUUCAGCAUUACAGGGUACACCCAGAUGCCUACAGUUCCUCAGUUUAUUCAUUCAUCAACAUGUGCCUCUCCCCAGAUUUCUUAAGUAGUAAGGUCAUUGCUGAUGUAUCAGAGGAUGCUGAUAAACAGAAGAGUGAUUAAAGAGUAGUUGUUACAAGGGUGUUACAGGUCCAGAACAGACACAUUACCUGACCCGAUGCCGUUAAGCAUGCCUUGGCCACGUAACUCUCUUCACAUAUAAAUGGCUCCACAAUUACUUAGUCACCAAUGAGACAAUAACUAGUACUGCCUUUCUCACCUGCCUGACCUUUUUUUUAUUUUAGGAAAUAUUUUCUUUGAUCUUGUAUUGCUGUUAGAAAUGUCAUUAUUAUAAUGAUUAUAAUGUCUAUAAUGAUAAUAACAGCAUCGAUAUUGAUAGCAUUUGUCAGAAUUUUUUUUAUUUUGAAAACUCAAAUAAAAGUGAAAUUAGGUGAGUUCAUAAGGUUGACUAAUUGACUACUUGGUGGCUAAACACUUACUGAACCAUGAAUGUGGAGAGACAAAUCACAAAACAAUGCUACAGUAAAUAUUAAAUUCUUGUGGCAGCACUGGGUUAAGGUAUGUUAUAUAUAAUGACUUUGUAAAGAAGACUUGACCAUUGUGUAAUGAAUUUAUGGUCACAGUGCUUAUGUAAAAUAUGUAAUGAAAUAGGAGUUGUUUUAUCAGCAAAACUUUGACCAUCUAUGCUCAUUAAAUAUAAUUAUUAACCUGUACAUAUGGGUUCAGAUAGAAGACAGGUCUUAAUUAUUUGGUAAAUCUGAUAUUGCAAAUACAUUAGGACAGGGUAAGCUAUACCAUUGGUUCUAGAAUUUGGUGCUGUGAGCAGUACCCAGAGGUGGUGCAUUAUCCAAAAUGAAAUCAAAUUUAUGGAUGCAGUAAGUAAUUGUCACUCUUCUAAAGAGCAGGAAACAUAUGGCCUUGAAGUUCAGGGGUAUUUUGUUUCUAUCGACUGUAAUUCAUGGGGCAGAAGAAAAUAAACUACUGUAACUGUAAAAUCAUUUAGAGGGGUGAUGGGGUAAUGAAAAACAUUUUGUGGGAAGGCAUCUGUAAGCUUUGGAGUCACUGAAUAUGGUUUAGGAACCACUGGGCUCUACCUUCUAUACAUUUUAAAAGAAUCGUCUCAUGAGAAUAUUUUUUAACGUUUUGAUAGUGUAAUUCUUGUGUAAUGAUCUAUGAUAUC